AUGCCUGCCAUGUCGAAAGCAAGAAGACAAGAGCCAAGUUGGUUGAAAGCGCCUGUUUUCCACACAUUUCGAAAUUCCUCAGAUUUUGCUGCUCAAGCUCAGACAAGACAACUUAUCACGACAAAUCGCGACAAAUCUUCCAAAAUGUCGACGACCACCAAGAAGCCCGCUGGCAAGACUCAAAGAUCCGCCAUCGCUGAUGUCGUUGCGCGCGAGUACACCAUCCACUUGCACAAGAGAUUACAUGGUGUUUCUUUCAAGAAGCGUGCCCCAAAGGCCAUUAAGGAGAUUAAGGCAUUCGCUACUUUGUCAAUGGGUACCACCGAUGUUCGUCUCGAUCCCCAAUUGAACAAGAAGGUCUGGGAAGCUGGUAUCAAGGGUGUUCCAUUCAGACUCCGCGUACGAAUCUCGAGAAAGCGUAACGAUGAGGAGGGUGCCAAGGAGAAGUUGUACAGUUACGUCCAGGCCGUCAAUGUCCAGAACCCUAAGGGACUCCACACCGUUGUUGUUGAGGAUGCAUAA
Sclerotinia borealis F-4128 is the source of this 522-nucleotide messenger RNA. NCBI's taxonomy places the organism in Eukaryota, Fungi, Ascomycota, Leotiomycetes, Helotiales, Sclerotiniaceae. The record is from the annotation of a GenBank genome assembly.